Messenger RNA from Xenia sp. Carnegie-2017, 2280 nucleotides. RefSeq names its product acyloxyacyl hydrolase-like. Lineage: Eukaryota; Metazoa; Cnidaria; Anthozoa; Malacalcyonacea; Xeniidae. Gene Ontology annotation, molecular function: acyloxyacyl hydrolase activity; calcium ion binding. The transcript is spliced from 2 exons. Bases 86 to 1822 code for a protein of 578 amino acids. Gene Ontology annotation, biological process: negative regulation of inflammatory response; lipopolysaccharide catabolic process. The record is from RefSeq and is a predicted model, not a curated record.
AUCCUAUGUUAACACGUUACACGAGCAAUCACAAGAUUUGUCAUAGUAAGACGGCACAUACAAGUCGUUUAUCCGUAACAAAAAUAUGACUCCAAAACAAAUAAAGCUCUACGUUCUUUGUCUUCUAUCAACAAUAGUACUUUUUGAUGGAGCAAAUGCUUUUCCAAAAGGAGUCAACGGCGGGGCAUACUGUCUUGCUUGCACGACCUUCGUAAGUUUAAAUCAACAAUUUGCCGAAUACCACAAUACGAGUUUUGAAGAGGCAUUUCACAAGAUUUGUUCCUUUUUUCCACCACCAUUGUCAAAUGGCUGCUCCGUCCUUGGUCAUUUUUUUCUUCCAGUCGUGUUGAAGUAUCAGACUUCGUCGCCCGACUUUAUCUGUCAAGCGAUCCAUCAAUGUUAUACAGAAAAACACCAUGUUCAGUGCAGGGCAUAUCCAAACCAUGGCAACGACGAGCAGUUUCGACAUGAAGUAAAAAGGGCCAGACGAUUUGCACGUGAGAGAUUACAUAUUGAUGAAAAAGCAGACACAUUAAGCUUCGACGUAUGCACGUUGCCGGUUGUGAAAGACAUCUGCGAGAGAAUACGGAAGAUCUUUAGCACAAACAAGCCCUUUUUCGACGUGGACGACGAUCUAUUCAGCUCCUAUGAAGAGUUGCGAGGCUACGCGUGGCGAGGGAAAGAUUGUAAUGAUCUUUGGAGUACGUAUUAUCCAGGUCGAAAACCGAUCGAAGACGACAUCAUCUUUGACUCCAAUUGCAAUGGAAUCCACGGAUUUAAUCUUUUUGAGCGGCGUACGUGGGAGGAUUUGUUGUGCGCCAACACCACGUCUCAAGGAACGAUAGCCCUUGGCGACUCUGUGACAGCCCAUUUUCGGGUGCCUCCGGAAUGGGUAACGGCGACUGAGCUAAGACACGAAAUCUUUAGACACUUUUGGUUUGUUUUAACAAACCAAUUUGAUUGGCCAAUGAUGUCCACCUUCACGGGUUAUUACGAGAAAUCUGAUUGGCCUGAGCUAAUUUCGGGACCAAUCGAUUCCGUUUACAAGCAUGUGGUCGAACGAAACCUUUGUAAUCACAGGGAUUACCAAAACAUCGGCAAAAAUGGCGCUGAUUCGUUUGCAAUGAACGAUAUCCUAGUCAAAGCAUUAAAGCGCAACACAACAACGGACAAACCAGUACUCCUGUUUUAUGCUCUCGUCGGAAACGACGUUUGCAGUAACGAUCCCGUGGUUACCCACAUGACAACAGUGGAACAAAUGAAAGAUAAUGCUUUGAAAACUAUGGAAACGCUUGACAAAAUUUUGCCCAGCGGUAGUCACGUGACAAUUCUCGGUUUAGCCGAUGGCAGGGUGUUAUAUGACUCGAUGCAUGCCCGCAUACAUCCGAUCGGUAAGCUACGCAAGGACGUCACUUAUGCGCAACUCUACGACUUUUUGAACUGUUUGGAAAUUUCACCGUGCGCCGGUUGGUUGAACACGAACGCAACAGUACGCAACGCAACCACGAAGCAUGCAGAGGCACUCAGCGGCGUUUUGCAGGACAUUGUGCGCACGCACACUUACAAAAAUUUCGAUUUAGCUUUCAUCCCGAACUUCUUCAAAGAGUCCAUAAAAAUGUGGAAAGGAAUGGGCAAGGGUCACGAAACCUGGCAACUCAUAGAGCCCGUGGAUGGUUUUCAUCCCAAUCAAAACGCGAUGGCGUUAUCAGCCAAAGUACUGGUUAAAGCAUUGGGGAAAAUCGCACCGCAUUUCCUUGGUGAAAUCAAUCCACACAACGCAAAGAUCAGACAGUUGUUUGGCAACCAGGGUGGAUAUAGAUAAAAACAAAUGGUCUACAUAUGAUACAUGCUAUGAAAUUUGAUUGGAUUCAGUUAGACCUCUUUCUUUUUUAAAGGAUGCACUAUUGAUUUUGACCGUCUCUUUUGUUACAGCAAUAAAGGAAUUUUCAAAUCACAUGUAAAAAUUUGCUUUUGCUUAUAAAUGGAUUUUAAAUCUGCAAGAAAACUGAAAAACGAUUUUUACGGUGACUUAGUAAACUGUUGUGACAAGCUACGACAGUAUAGAAGCAAUGAAACAUCGGACUAUGGCUGAAAUUUUUCAUGCCUCGUUUUACGUUCGCUGUGAUUUUUCCAGAUUACUGACAACUAAAUUCCACAAGAGUGCAUUGUAUCAAUAAUCGCUAAGAAUUAAUAUUCGCAAGAUAUAUAUCGUAAGUUUGCGUCAUGCUUCAUAAAAUUUAAUGAUUUUCUCAUAUGGGGCAUUAAAAGUUGCACGAUAAA